AUGGAGCCUGUUGGUGCGGAAGUGGACAGAGGCGAAAGGGACCAGAGUGAGGAAAUGGUCAGAGCCGAGACAGAAAUAUGGUCCAAGCCCAAGAAUGGAAGUGUAUUUCCCAAAAAGAAGAGGCUGGUGAAGAGUAUGAUGCUUUAUUCUUUUACCUCUGCUUUCAGCUCUCCCAACGGUACUUCUCCUUCCUGUAAUGCCCAAGAACAUAACAAUGCUAGUGGUCGUUACACAAACAUGGGUAAGUCAUCAAAAGUAUCAGAUGCAGAUUGA
This is a messenger RNA of Dovyalis caffra, 273 nucleotides long. Lineage: Eukaryota; Viridiplantae; Streptophyta; Magnoliopsida; Malpighiales; Salicaceae. The record is from the annotation of a GenBank genome assembly.